CGAUAGGAAUUCAAGAUGGCGCGAGCCAUUUUGACGUUCUGAGCCAAGGCUGAAAACUUUUUCCAAUUAUUUUUAAAAUUUCUGUUUGUUUUUUUGUCAAAAUUGAAAUUCCUUUAAGUGCGGAGUGUCCUGUGUCUGUGCAUUCGAAAUUUUAGUAACCACGUCAUUUAUCCACCCAGAAAGACGCCCCGGAAAAAACUUCGACAGCUCAUCAAUUAUUAGAGACACACACACACCACAAAGUUUAUUCUGUUUUUUUUUUGGGUUUGCUUUCCCCAUUGUGAAACCAAAAAAAAAUUACUAACGAAGCAACUCGCUAUAUGGGCAAAUUAACUGGUAUAUAUAUUUAACAUACAUGGUCAGGAUAUAAAGGAUUAAUCAGGGAAUAAACCAUGGAAGCAAUGCAAUAUGAGCAAGCCCGCAAUAUGACCCUCUUAUUUUUCUUUGAGAGGCUUCUGGAUAAGGGCGAGCCCCGCACCCUACAUGACCUAAGUUGUCAGUUUGGUUCGAAAGGUUUUACUAAAGAAAUGAGGCAAAUUGCUGGAGGGUCUCAGAGUGGCCUAAAGAAGUUCUUAAACCAGUAUCCCUCGCUUUUUUCCAUGGAAGGAGACUAUGUCAUGAUAAACACUUUUCAAAAUUGUGGAACCAAGAGCUCGGCAGGUGGAAAGGACUACAAUACCUUGGCAGUUGAGUAUUUUUCUGAAAAACUGCUGCAAUAUGGCGAGGGUACAGAAGUGCCCAUUAGGAGUCUUCUAGGACACAGAUCUCAAGCCUCUCCAGAAGUCCGUCAUGUAUCAGGUCAGCACUUUCAUGAAUUCAGGGAUUUCUUAUUAAAACACCCUGAAACCUUCACCAUAUGUGAUGAAAAGGAAACUGUAGUUUUAGCCAAUUAUGAUCAUGUUCGAUCACAAUGGCCAAAUACAGAACUUCAUUUUCACCCAGAAGUCCAAAUAGAUCCUCAAGACACUCAGACUUUAUUGGACUUUCUCUCCCAAUGUAUAGAAGUAAAGGGUCCAAUUUUAGUAGAACAACUGUUCCAGUUGGUGAGUUGCAAUCUCCCAGAAAAUCUGUGGUCUAAUCUAUUCAAUACUCCCACACAACUGUCAAGUUUUCUGAGACUAUUCUCUGAUAGUUUCCACAUUCAGACCAAUCUGGUUACUUUAUUGCAAACGCCUAAGAUUAGUCAAAAACAUAUCACUGCACAGGUGGAUUUGAUAAAAGAGAACUUGGCUAAGGACCAUCUGAGAAACAAUGAAGAAGUAAAAAACGCAAAAAACGUUUCGAAUAACAAUAAUCUACCAGAAAAGACACAGGAUACUCCUAAAAUUCUUACUCAAAAUUCAGUGGAAAAGGUGGUGGAAAAAGUGCAGCCAACCAAUCAGUCUCCAGUUCACAAUCCCCCAUCGAGUCCAAGAUCGUUAAGUGAUCGUUUAAAACAGCCAAAAUUACAACAGAAACAAGCAGAGGCCCAGCAAAAGUCCUUAAGCCCUGAACCCCCCGUAUCCAAUAAUUUAAAUAAAGAUUGCGGUGGGGAGGUUAAGAGGGCUGUUGAUUUUAAAAUAGGAAAUCAAUCUUCAACUUUACCAACAGAGAAUGUGGCUGUAACUGUGCAACCGGACAGUGGGGACUUUAAAGCUCCUGCACCAAAACAGACAAAUUACAAUCAAAGUUUGAAACAAAGAAUUAACAGUCUAGUUUUGAAAACCCUGCAAGAAAACACUGGCAGGGAUAGACAAACGAUGUUAAAUCAGCAACCGUCUUACCCCAACGACGCAUGGAAAAUCAAGCUCUUCCAAAGCACCAGGGUGAUAUGCAGUGUCAAAGAAUGUCAAAUUGUUAUAGACGAAAUAAUGAGUAGGAAAAACAAUAGGCCUCGAAACUCAGCUUCAAACCCCGACUGGCCCUUUACGGAAGAUAAAGUUGUGGUCGGUUUUGAUUGUGAAGGAAUUAAUUUGGGCAUCAAAGGGCAAUUGACUCUUUUGCAAAUUGCCACUAUGACAGGCUUCGCGUACGUUUUUGAUCUUAUUUCAUGCCCCCAGAUGAUCGAAGCUGGCUUACGAAAAAUAUUGGAGAGCAAAGAUGUCAUUAAGAUUGUUCACGAUUGCAGAAACGACUCGGUAAACCUAUUUCGUCAGUUCUCGAUAACCCUGGGCUGCGUUUUUGACACCCAAGCGGCGCACGCGGUAAUACAAUAUCAAGAAACCGGAAAACCCGUCUAUAAAGCGAAAAGCGUCGCACUAAACGCUUUAUGUGAAGCGUAUGGGGCCCCACUUAAUCCUGUAAAGGAUCAGCUGAAAAACAUCUACAGACGUGACCAGAAGUAUUGGUCCAGGAGACCUCUUACAAGAGAAAUGAUCCUAUAUGCGUCCGCGGACGUUUUAAGUUUGGUUAAUGAGAAAAUUUUCUAUCCUAUGGUGGGAAGUAUUAAAGAAGAAAACCAGAGUUUAUUGGUGGAACUAUGCGAGGAACAACUAUUUUUACACAUAAACCCGGACGAUGUAAAAAUGAAGAAGAGACAAAGAAAAACCGAAACGGAAGUUAAGGAACUGAGAGCUAAACUGGCUCAGGCUGCCAAAAGUAUAGUGCUUAGUAAUAGGGAAGUGAGGCUUCUUAGAUAUAUCGAGCUAACAGACGAAGAAAAAGAAAAACUGAAAUCAUCGGCAAAAGUAGCGAAAAAACUCGAAAAACUGGAAAGCUUAGGGCAAGAUAAGGAUAACGACAGUUCCGAUGAAGAUAAUGAUAACGAUGAUGGUUAUCCAAGUUUUGAUAGCGAUGUAACCUCACCGAGGAACUCUGAGCCAACGAGUUUAACUGAAUCUAUGCAACUAGUAGAUUCGAUCUUAAAUGACAAUAAAAUUGAUAGACUCGAUAAAAUUGAUAAGCUGGAAUCGAUACUCAGUUCGGCCGCCCUACUUCCUACGAUCGACGGUGACGUAGCAAAAUGUUGCAGCUGUAACUGCCACACGAACAAACCCAACGGUUUGAAAAGUACCGAUCGGGUGCUGUCGCCAACGAACGAAUACGUAAGCAGUCGUAUGGACGACAAUGACAUCGGCGAGAUCAAAGAGAAUCACAGCAAUAUCGGUACGCAAACGUUAAGCACUGGGGAAAUUGUGGUAACGAAGAUUUUUUUUACCGAACCGACUGAAUAAUGAUGGUGGCUCGAAGAUGAUAGUUCUGAUUGUUAGGGUACAAAUUUUU
This is a messenger RNA of Anthonomus grandis grandis, 3201 nucleotides long. RefSeq lists its product as uncharacterized. The transcript has 16 exons. Gene Ontology annotation, molecular function: 3'-5' exonuclease activity; nucleic acid binding. Gene Ontology annotation, biological process: nucleobase-containing compound metabolic process. Lineage: Eukaryota; Metazoa; Arthropoda; Insecta; Coleoptera; Curculionidae. The coding region runs from base 393 to 3152 and encodes 919 amino acids. The record is from RefSeq and is a predicted model, not a curated record.